This is a messenger RNA of Phytomonas sp. Hart1, 532 nucleotides long. The record is from the annotation of a GenBank genome assembly. Lineage: Eukaryota; Euglenozoa; Kinetoplastea; Trypanosomatida; Trypanosomatidae.
CAAAAAAUGUCGAAGAACCAGGAAGCCAAGCGCUACGGCCCCAACGUCAGCAAGGAGACGUUGGUGUACGGCGUGGUGCAUAUUUACGCCUCCUUCAAUGACACUUUCGUGCACGUGACGGACACCUCCGGCCGCGAGACCUUCGUGAAGGUGACCGGCGGGAUGAAGGUGAAGGCCGACCGCGAUGAGUCCUCCCCCUACGCCGCGAUGUUGGCCGCCCAGGACGUCGUCGCACGGUGCAAGGAGUGCGGCAUCAACGCCCUCCACGUCAAAAUGCGCGCGACCGGCGGCGUCAAGACGAAGAGCCCGGGCCCGGGCGCCCAGGCCGCCCUUCGCGCCUUGGCCCGCGCGGGGAUGAAAAUCGGCCGCAUCGAGGACGUCACGUCCAUCCCGACAGACUCCACCCGCCGAAAGGGCUCCCGUCGGGGUCGCCGUCUGUAAAAUGUCGAGAAUUCGAUUAUUUUUUUGCAUUCCUUUUGCUAUAUUUUAUUCUUCCUUUGAUUUAAGGGAUUAAAAAAAAAAAAGCGCGAAA